Anisakis simplex (herring worm) is the source of this 1065-nucleotide messenger RNA. Lineage: Eukaryota; Metazoa; Nematoda; Chromadorea; Rhabditida; Anisakidae. The record is from the annotation of a GenBank genome assembly.
GAAAUCAGUGAAUCAAAAGAAUCAGCUCAGCGAAUUGCGCGUGAGCAAUCAGAACGAAUCGCUACUUUGGAAGCAGAAAAAACUGAAAUGCUAGCAAACGAAAAGGCUGAAGAAGAAAGACACGCUGAAGAGAUGGAAGAAUUGAAAGCAGAUAAAGAGAUGCUCUCAACCGAAGUGUGUGUGCUAAAACAAGAAGUGAUCGAUUUUCGGAGUCGUGUCGAUGCCCUGGUCGAAGAGAAUGCGACUUUAAAACAACACGAACAAACGUUGAAUGAAAGUCUUGAUACAAUGGAGGAUCGUUUGGAAGUAUGUGAGCAGAAGGUGAGAGAGCUGGAGGAUUUAUUAGAGGAACGUGAUGAAUUACUGGACGAAAGGAUUCGUGAAAUAGAUCAGUUGAAAUCGGAAUUGAGCGAAAUAAAUUCGGAUAAUUCAUCGUUGAGAAGUAGGUUACGUGAGCUGAGAGAUGACCGCGACCGAUGGAAAGCUGAUAAUGAGAAAGGCAUAAAAAUCAUCAAUAAACUCUAUAAGGAGCAAAAGGAAAGGCGUUUACGAGAUGAGUAUAUGGCCGCAAAUGGUGGUGAUGCGUCGGGAGCAGAUAGAAUUAAACAGCUUGAAACAGAUUUGGAGGAUCGGAAGCAUACGAUUGAUACAUUGAAUGAAACAAACGCUCAGUUGAGGGAACAGAUGGAAAAACUGAUGACAGAAUGUUCGAACGCUAAAAAGGAUGUGCAACAGUGGUGUGAAAAAUACGAAAAGAAAGAGAAAAUGUUGGGUGACCUCUUGAAAAUGAGGCAUUCCACAUCACCGACGGCCGUUGGAACUCCGUUAACAACUCCUCUGACGCAGAAUUUUGCUCAGUUAUCACAAACGGCGGCGCCUAUUACAUAUCCACGAGUGUUAGGAUGGUCCACAAUGACAGGGCAGUUGACAACACCACUGCGGAAUUCACCGUAUUCACGUGCGUCACCGCUUGGAAUGAUCAAUCGUGAAAACAUUCCACCGACCACAACUGUAACAAGCCCAACAUUGUCGCAGAUAGCACCAACUCAGCCGAAUUUGUCAUGA